Molecule: messenger RNA, 486 nt
Organism: Fomitiporia mediterranea MF3/22
Lineage: Eukaryota; Fungi; Basidiomycota; Agaricomycetes; Hymenochaetales; Hymenochaetaceae
Exons: 2
Coding region: 1-486 (161 amino acids)
Source: RefSeq, a predicted model, not a curated record
AUGACGGACUCAAUCGCGACUACUGCUGACUACUCAAAGUUCACCGUCCCUCAGCUUAAAGCACGGUGCAAGGAACUAAAGUUGACUGGAUACUCCAAGCUCGGAAAAGCUACUCUAUUAGAGAAACACUCUCAGUAUGGGAACACACCGAGUACAGCAGGGACACUUAUUGCCAUUUAUACUCAGCAUACAAGCAUCUCGUUACCUGCGUCUAAUGACGGAACUAGUUCCUUUAUUCACUGCCAAGUCUCUCUUCCAUCCGUGGUGACUCCAGCAGCCAUAAAUAAUCCAGAUCCCAUCUCGACAGCAUCUCAUACAGACUUUUUGACGAUUCUACGAACGAAGACAUCAGCUGCAUCUCUUCGGAAGAAACAAAAAUUGGGAAAUAAGGCAGUAACGAACUUGCCAAAGCAUAUGGCUUCGUCUGCUGCUCACCCUCCUUACGUUCCACAGGAAAAAUUUGGUUUCGCAGACUCCGCCGCCUGA